CAUUUUAUGGUCGGAGGGCAGUCUACUGAAACUUGAUGAAGGGGAAAGAUAGUCAUGGUAUUCAUACCAUGUCUCAAAAAUCUUUUGAGGCAGCGAUUGCUGACCUGGAAAGAGCGGAUGGGCCUCCAGAAACAGUACUAGAGGCCGCUGCCAAAACUCUGCGACUCAAUCUCGAAGAAACGAUUGAACGCUCUUCCCUCGAGGUGAGGUUUCGAAGUACACCACAGUCGUAUGGAUUCAAGGAGCAAUGGUUGCUGCGUUGGCUUCUGAAGAAAUUGGGUUCUGCCUCGACUACUCAAGCGAAAAAUGACGGACAGGACAUCGAGAGAUAUGCUGUUUCUCCACAAUUCUGGUCGCUGCUUCUUGACCUCACAACUUCAAUUCCAAGCAGCGUUUGCCUUGAGAUUCUUCUCGAGCGAAAGUUCUUCCCUAUACUAGUCCAGCUAAUACAAGCCUUCCGGAACGCUCGACAACUUCCGAGCACCGUCGAACCGCGCAUCACCGCACCUGCUGACGAGACGCCGCGGCCGAGGAAGAAGCGGCGAUUGAGUCCACCGGAAGUGACGGCUCCCAGCGCAGGAUCCCAGCAUGAAAAACUGCUGUGGGUUCUCCUACAAGCGGUUUGUCGAUGUCUUGACCUCUUCUCCCCACGCUCCUCACAAAACAACCGUCAGUCGAGCCAACCCCUUUUGGCUUCAAAUCUAUCAUGGGAUGAGCAGGCGUCCAUAAUGGGCGCGGUUCUUGAAACUGCCGUGAAUCUUCUGGAUCAUGCAGCCGGACCGAGGAACCAAGGGGUACUUUCCGAGGUGCUCACCGUUGUUCUCUGCUUUUGGCAUGGGGACUCUCUAGCCAACCAAGCGCAGAAAGAGGGUCCCGACCGAGCCUUUUCCUCUUACUGUCUCAUGCCAAGCUUGGCUAUACUUGAACAUCUGCGACGUCUGGACUCUGCCGACAGGUCUAUGGCCACCCAGCAGAAGGCACUGGAGCGUCUUGUUGCAUUACAUGUUAUCUUCCCGACUCGGUCGUCAUUCAACAAGCAAUUUGCAAGGAAGUGGGCAGACAUACGAGAUGUGCCACCAUACCCCCAGCUGGAAGCGACGUUAAAUGAUCUUCAGAAGCGCAUGUUCCCUGACGAGCGACCCAACAAGCCUCCAGUCGUCGCCAGCAAAGUCCCAAAAUGGAUCAUUCUUGACAUUGCUGCACGGUUAGUUCCUUCAUCAGAUUUCCGCAGGCGCCAAGCGGAGCAACCCUGGAUUGAUGCACUUUUCAUAUACCUUGCUCAUACAAUCUGGCCUCAAAUGUCGCAAGCGUCAACUGAUGUAAGAAAGCCUUUCAAGGGAUCUCAAGAAAGCCAGCAAACUUGGGCAGCCUCACUCGAAAAAUUGCUGGACGUUAUCCUCGCAGAAAAGCUACGCGUGGGUCUGCCCCUGCUAGGUUAUCUACUUAAGGCGGUUCUCGCCUUGGAAGAUGAGACCAUUCCAUGGAGAUUGUUGGUGAGGAUACUCCAGGUCGAUAUCGGUAUCUUAGUUCCAACUUCUAGCUUGUCGACAUCCGAGGAAUUCGUGCGACAGCUCAUCGAGAAGCUUAGGGUGCCCCUCGUGCCAAAGAGUACCUAUGACAACAUCCGCGACGACAUUAUCUUACCAUUGUUGCGCGGCUUCGCCCAGUCCCGGAAUCUACCCAGCUUCCUUACUCUGUGGCAGCAGAAUCUGGCAGUUGCCGUUCGUACACCUCACCUACCCCAAGGCGGCACGGAAGAUGUUACACUAAAGCUUGUGUGGGAGGAUCAAGCUGUUUUCGAUCAAUUCAAGGCAAUCGCUCAAACAAAUGCGCCACCGAGCUUAGGCCAAAAACUCCUCGGCGAUCUCAUAGAACCUUUGACCGAGCUGGCUGAGGCGACCGGAUCACGGGCGGGCGUCUUUGCACAACUGGCAAUAUUCUCUGCUUUACUUGAGACUACCGAUACUCCUAUCGAGACUUGGAAGCUGGACAGUGGUCAACUUAUGGCCGUACUCGACACGAUUGCGAUUGCUCUGCCUCAGGUGUCCGAAAGCCAUGGCCGGAGGUGGCGGCUAUGGAAGGUUGCGCGCCAACUUGUCUGCUGUCUUGGAGUCGACAAGAUCUCGCAGAUUCCAAAAACCAUGCUCGACUCCCAAACUCGCUUCAUGUCUCUCACCGAUUUGGCAACCCUGCCGGGCCACCCAAACCCGUCUAAGAUUCUAGAGUGCUUGGAAUGCUUCUCCUUCCUCCUGGAGCUUGUUGCACAGUCUGCUGAUUUCGAACAACAUUUCGGGCGCGAAAUGGAAAGUUUGGCAAACCUCCUCCAGCUGUGUUGCGCAAAUACAGGAGCCGAACUCAAUGUCUGCGUGGGACCGCAUUUCCAAUGUGACAGUCCAAAAAGUCUGCUAGCUGCAUGUAUUGGGAGUCUGUUGGAGAAGCACAAGGUGUUUUCAAAGUACCCAGACUCAUCCAAGCGACUCGUUGAGAUGGCUCUUCACAUCAUGGCAGCUCCCGGAAGGGAAGCAGGCGAUGAUGGCGAUAUACCAAACAUCAAAGCCCUUCUUCGUGCUGUGCUGACUGCCGAGGAAGUCAUGAACACCUCCUUACUGCGCCAAUGCAUCGUGCAUUAUAUCCUUGACAAUUCAAAGCCAGGCGUGGCUACUAAGAUCGACCAAGCUAUUCUCCGGCAUUAUUUGUCUAAGGGCGUCAUCCAGAGGUCUCAAUUGAAAAGUCUGGCGAACACGACGAUGGAGCGUGUGUUUGAUGUGAAGGCUUCAAAAGCUCUAGAUGAUGUUGUCGAAGACCUGGCUCUCCUUAACCUGCUCGAUGUCAAUGCGACAGGAUCCGUCAUCAAAUCCGAGGAUUGGCUCACAUGGGUCAAUUUCUCGAAAGACAUAACGGAUUAUAAGCAGUUUGGACAAUCACCGGCAAGCCUCUCGGCGGUUGAGAUGCUCGAGCAUAUAUUGAAGAGGGUAUGGGAGCGUGCCGUGACAGCCUCGCGAAAUCAAGUUCUUUCCGACAUCAUCUCAUGGUGUGGCACCUGCAUUGAGGGGUCACUAAACACAAAGCAAAGCCCACCAUUCCUGAUAGCUGUCCCAAUCUUCCUUGAAAAAGCUGCGCUUCUCAGCAGGGCCACACCCAGCACCACCAUAUCGAAGAAGGAUCUUCAGAAGAUGACGACGAGCUACACAUCAACAAUAAGCCGUAGGCUUGAGUCAUCUCUUUGUGGCAAAACUGAUUUCUCCACUCUAUUGAACCUCAGACUUCUCCUCAACAGUGCUCGGCAGACCCAGGCUUCUGAAGUGGAUGAGGCGUUGUCAAAAAAUGCGUUUGAGUUUGCACAACGAUUGCAUGCGGAACAGUUAUCGUUAGAACACUCAAAAGCGACCGCUGCUGUGCACUUUUUGCGGGCUUCUGUGGAAAAGCGAUGCUGGGAGCUCUCGACACCUCUCAACAGGAUGCCAUCUGACGUAAUGCGACAAGUGCUCGCAUCCAUCACACGGGAUGUAGCCACUCACACGAACGAGCAAUUGAAUCUGCUAAGCAUUGAGGCAGACACUCUUGCAAACCACAUGGCACCAACAGAAUGGGCUGAUGUGCUGGGAAGACUACGACAGCACUCAAAGGAAGGAAGUGCUGGGGAAUUCCGGCAGCUAUUCAUCUCGUCUGUCAUCCUCCGCAUCAAAGAUCACCACCUACAACAUGACCCGCGACUCACAGACGAAUUGGCAAAUAUUGCGAGUCUGAACACCUCCGGCCAGUACACUCCGACCGAACUUUUCCUAGCAUUGGAGAACUGCAGAAUGGUCCUACAAUCGCAUCCACUCACUGUGAAUCAGGCGACGCUAGAUCGGUUACUUGCCUGCCUCUGUCUCGUUGACGUGUCUCCGCAUCACUACGAAUCAUCUUACCCACAGAACUCUCAAGAACAAUAUGGGCCCCAACCUGCAGAUAUCUAUGAAGAACUGUGCAUGUUUCUGGGAGUAAUCUUGGGAAGACACAGAAGACGUAUAUCCGACCGGUACCACCUACUACUGCCAGUAAUGCAAAGGCUCUUACGAUGCCUAUUCUGGCCGGGUACGCAUGCCUUACAAGAUCGACAACGUUCAGCCGCCGCUAACGACCUCAACGCUUAUGGACGGAGUCUGCCACAGUGGAUACGAGGUGCUGAGCAACCUUUACCCCCAUCUUCGGCAGAGAAGUUCUCUCGCCUUGCAUCUUCAAUAUGCAACCCGACCGUAUCUGCGGCACGAUCGUCCAGGAAGCACGGCCAUAACCAGCUGAAUGAUGAGACCAAAAGAGCUAGACUGUUGGCAGGCCAGCACAUGCAGUACCUCGUGAUGGAGUACGCACGCUGUACUCUCGACGGACAAAUAACACCUACGGUCAAGGACAAGCUGAUGCCAGGGAUGUACAGUGUCUUGGACUCAAUGGGCAGAGACCUCUUGAGAGCAGCGAAUGCAGGAAUGGAUCCAAGCAGCCGGGCCAUCUUCAAAGGUCUCUACGACGACUUUACAAGGUUUGGUAGGUGGGACAAGAGCUAGAACAGGUCAUCACUGCUCUGGGAGAAGAAUUCACGGGUCUGAACGAGAGGUAAUCUGUAUUGCUGCGGAAAUUCAUGGUGCGCUCGGCAUCGAUAUCAGGCGCAAAAUGAACUGAUUGGGGAUGCACUUCAGCCUAUCAGGAAAUGGCUUCGAGAGGCUGAUAUUCUGACUCGUGGGAAGCCACGUAUUCCGAGCGCCCAGACAGUACGGCACUGCCAGCCUACGAAAUCUGGAUGGUCUCCGCGAACGUUCACUGCGAAAACCAGGCGCAGCUACAACCGCGUUUGCAGCCGAUCUGAUUGGUAGACAAACCUACCUUGCGUUUCGUGGAUGCAUGCUGGCACCAACACGGGUUC
This is a messenger RNA of Exophiala viscosa, 4900 nucleotides long. RefSeq names its product Urb2/Npa2 family-domain-containing protein. Bases 36 to 4544 code for a protein of 1502 amino acids. Lineage: Eukaryota; Fungi; Ascomycota; Eurotiomycetes; Chaetothyriales; Herpotrichiellaceae. The transcript is spliced from 2 exons. The record is from RefSeq and is a predicted model, not a curated record. Gene Ontology annotation, cellular component: nucleolus. Gene Ontology annotation, biological process: ribosome biogenesis.